Molecule: messenger RNA, 3777 nt
Organism: Sceloporus undulatus (fence lizard)
Lineage: Eukaryota; Metazoa; Chordata; Lepidosauria; Squamata; Phrynosomatidae
Gene: KLHL28
Product: kelch like family member 28
Exons: 6
Coding region: 271-1986 (571 amino acids)
Molecular function (GO): protein binding
Source: RefSeq, a predicted model, not a curated record
GGCUGGUGUGUGUCUUGCCUCAGAGUCAGGGGCGUCCUGGGGCCGGAAGUGCUCUGUCUCUUGAGGCCCGCCUCUUCCGGCGCUCUCUCAGCCCUCCGCUCGUUGUUGUCUUUGCGGCGCCUGAGAGGAAGAAGAAGCGAGAGCCCCUCGGGAGUGGCCGCAGUCCCGCCGUGACCCCGAAACGCAGAGCCCAAGAGGGACAGAGCAUCAUCCCAGGGUUAAGAAUGAUAACACAGCCUUGGGAUUAGUAAUAUUCUUCCUCCAAGAUUGAUGGACCGGUCGUCUCCAACCUACAUGGUUGCCAACUUAACCCCUUUGCAUUCAGAGCAGCUUCUGCAGGGCCUGAACCUCCUUCGGCAGCACCAUGAGCUCUGUGACGUCAUCCUUCGCGUCGGAGACGUCAAGAUCCAUGCUCACAAAGUGGUGCUGGCCAGCAUCAGCCCCUACUUCAAGGCCAUGUUCAGCGGCAACCUCUCAGAGAAGGAGAAUGCGGAGGUGGAGUUCCAGUGCAUCGCUGAGGCAGCCCUUCAAGCCAUUGUGGAGUACGCUUACACAGGGACUGUUUUCAUCUCGCAGGACACCGUGGAGUCGCUCCUGCCUGCGGCCAACCUCCUACAGAUCAAGCUGGUGCUGAAGGAGUGCUGCAGCUUCUUGGAGAGCCAGCUGGAUCCCGGGAACUGCAUUGGGAUCUCCCGCUUUGCCGAGACGUAUGGCUGCCAUGAUCUCUACCUGGCCGCCAGCAAGUACAUUUGCCAGAACUUUGAGGAGGUCUGUCAGACAGAGGAGUUUUUUGAACUGACCCAUUCUGAGCUGGUUGAAAUUGUCUCCAACGACUGCUUGAACGUGGUGACUGAGGAGAUGGUCUUCUAUGCCCUGGAGUCUUGGAUCAAGUACGAUGCCCAAGAGAGGCAGAAGUACCUGGCCCAGCUCCUCCACUGCGUGCGGCUGCCUCUGCUAAGCGUCAAAUUCCUCACCCGACUCUAUGAAGCCAACCAUCUCAUCCGUGAUGACCACACCUGCAAGCACCUUCUGAAUGAAGCACUGAAGUACCACUUCAUGCCGGAGCACCGGCUCUCCUACCAGACAGUGCUGACCACACGCCCUCGCUGCCCCCCCAAAGUCCUUUGCGCUGUUGGAGGGAAGGCCGGCCUCUUUGCUUGCCUGGAAAGUGUGGAGAUGUACUUUCCCCAGAAUGACACUUGGAUAGGACUGGCACCUCUAAGUGUCCCACGCUAUGAAUUUGGUGUCUGUGUCCUUGAUCAGAAAAUCUAUGUGAUUGGGGGGAUUGCCACCCACAUGUGUCAAGGCAUCAACUAUCGGAAGCAUGAGAGCUCAGUGGAAUGCUGGGACCCCGAUACAAAUACCUGGACCUCCAUGGAAAGCAUGAACGACAGCCGAAGCACCCUGGGGGUUGCUGUUCUAUCACGAGAAAUCUAUGCCUUGGGCGGCUAUAAUGGCCAGUCAUACCUGCAGUCUGUGGAGAAGUACAUUCCGAAGGUGAAGGAGUGGCAGCCUGUGGCACCCAUGAGCAAAACCAGGAGCUGCUUUGCUGCAGCUGUUCUGGAUGGCAUGAUCUACGCCAUCGGUGGCUAUGGCCCUGCCCAUAUGAACAGUGUGGAACGUUACGAUCCAAGCAAAGACUCCUGGGAGACCGUUGCCCCCAUGGCUGACAAAAGAAUAAACUUUGGUGUUGGGGUUAUGCUGGGCUUCAUAUUUGUUGUUGGGGGCCAUAACGGCGUAUCUCACUUGUCCAGCAUUGAGCGGUACGAUCCGCACCAAAACCAGUGGAGCAUUUGCCGGCCGAUGAAGGAACCCAGAACAGGAGUUGGAGCCGCUGUCAUUGACACAUACCUUUAUGUCGUCGGUGGACACUCGGGCUCAUCCUACCUGAACACUGUACAGAAGUAUGACCCUAUCUCAGACAGCUGGCUGGACACGGCUGGGAUGUUGUACUGCCGGUGCAAUUUUGGCUUGACUGCACUUUGAAGGGGAGGAUGCCCUGGAGGACUCAGCCAGCAGAAAGAUGCCCAGCCUGUGGUGGAGACCAGAAGCUGUUUUUCUUGGAAAAGGAGAGAGAGGAAGGAAGGAAGGAAGGAAGGAAGGAAAGGCUUGCGGAAACGCAGAAGGUGGAAACCUGCAUAGGACUGUGCCUGGUCUCUGCUGGUUACAAAGAUCCUGUCUUCAGGAUGGGGAAAGUUGAAUCUUUCUCCUGUGGAUCUGUCACACGGGCAUGAAAGGACCUGUCUUGACGUACAAAGUGCUGUGUUUUGCCUGAAGUAGGCGUAGGAACUCCUUGACUCAGAGCUUUGGGCCUUUUCCUCCUCCUCCAUAUUCUCCUAUGCCUGACCUAGGUUGCCCUGCUGAAGAUGCGGGAGCCUUUGAACGUAUCACACAAGCAGACUUGUCUCAGUAGAUGUCUGAUGCCCUCUUGGCAUCGAGAGACCAUCAUGGCUUCACAGUUUUUUAUGAACAGUUAAUUAAAGGGCUUCAUUAAUUUCCCCCUCCAGCUGUAUAACCCCCCCCCACCCCUUUCACUCAAGGUUUGUUAAUAUAAACAAUGCCAUAGAUCCAUUUGCCUGCAGCAACCCCCACAUACACACACACCCUGUUUUGUUUUGUUUUGUUUGCUGAUGGGAAUUUGAAGAUUAUUAGAAUGGAGUGGUUUGCUUUAAGUUGAAAAACUUAUUGUUACUGUUGUUGUAAUUAUUGAUAAGAGAGCCAUCAGUGCACAAAUGCCCUUUUAACCUUGGACUCCUUAGACUCCUGGCUACACAUCUGAACCAUGACUUGUUUUACCCUCAUCCUUAUCUGUAUGGAAAGAGCCAUGUAGCUUUCCAAACUGACAAGAGGGAAAGCUCUAGCCAGAAAAACCCUACUGGGCAUCUUGGGGUUACUGAAAUGAUAUAUCAGAGCUUGCCAGCAGUCUCCCUCCUGCUGCCCCACUAGUAGUGCAUGCCUUUUGUUCAUCAGCCUACAUGUAACGGUAAAUAAUAGACCACCAGGGUUUUCGGAAUAUCCAGACUUGUAACAUGGUGCUAAAUAAAUCUCUUGAAAGAGAAGAAGCCCCACUGAAGUCAGAGGGACAUCUUCCCAAAGGGAUUGUGCUAAGGCUUGGCCAAAGGGAUGGAGAAUUCACCUUGUUGUCUUUAGUGGACGUUGCCAACCUCAGACGUGGUGGGUUGAUGUCACUCUCUUGUUUUCCUUACCUGUUCAUCUAUGCCUGUCAAAUAUAUCAAACCUUUAACUUUUAUUUUUUAUGAUUAGUUCAUCUGGAGAAAUCCCAGUCAAGCAGAUUCUUAAUAGAAGCUGAAGAGAAAGCGCAGUGGUUCCCUCUAGUUCUCUCAUUUUCUUUAAACUAGUAUUGGGUGGCAGUUAUUUCUCCCGUGGCGUGUUCUCCCUCCCUCAUUGCUGUUCUGUUCCCUUUCAUUUCAGCCAAACUUUUCCAGAGGAUGGGGUACUGCUUCUUCAGAUUUCAGAGCAGGCUGUUCUUGAGCUGCAGUUUCCAUCUUGCUUCGCCAUGGACUGCGGCUGAUGGAAGUUGCAAUCCAACAUGAGCUGGAGGCUGCCUAUUUGCCAGCCCAGCUCUUGAGCAGAUUGAAAUCGGAGCAUACCCUCUUUGGGAUAUCUUGGAACUUAAUUUUAAAUAAUGAGGGAGAGACACAAGAUCCUUACUGCUUAUUAGGGGCUGAAACUGUUCCACUUUCUUUUUUUGUGUGUGUGUCUGCCAGCAUAUAUUUCUGCUUCAUACAAGAAACUUUACUUUCAUUUGCUGUUGUG